This is a messenger RNA of Rana temporaria (common frog), 1760 nucleotides long. RefSeq names its product acylglycerol kinase (gene AGK). NCBI's taxonomy places the organism in Eukaryota, Metazoa, Chordata, Amphibia, Anura, Ranidae. The transcript is spliced from 16 exons. Bases 158 to 1435 code for a protein of 425 amino acids. Gene Ontology annotation, biological process: protein insertion into mitochondrial inner membrane; ceramide biosynthetic process. Gene Ontology annotation, cellular component: TIM22 mitochondrial import inner membrane insertion complex; mitochondrion. The record is from RefSeq and is a predicted model, not a curated record. Gene Ontology annotation, molecular function: ATP-dependent diacylglycerol kinase activity; ceramide kinase activity; acylglycerol kinase activity.
CUGUGCUCUCUUGUCAUGGCAACGCGAGAAGCUGCUGCUCGUCCUGUGCGCGGAACUGCAAGCUGGGAGUGAGGUUUCCGGGGGAAGGGAAAGGUGGUGCACCCAUAGAGGAUACCAGGGUACAACGUGACUGCCAGGACACAGGCUCAACGCAGAAAUGUCAAGAGUAGUUCGUAUCUUUAAGACGCUGCGUAACCACUGGAAAAAAAGUACGGUGGGAUUUUGCCUGCUGACGUACGGAGGCCACUGGAUGUACGGUAAACACUGUGAUAACUUGCUGAGGAGGGCAGCCUGCCAAGAAGCGCAGGUUUUUGGAGACCAGCUGAUAUAUCCUAACACAGCAGUGAAAAAAGCAACAGUGUUCCUAAACCCAGCAGCCUGCAAAGGAAAGGCCAGGACACUUUUUGAGAAGAAUGCAGCCCCGAUUCUUCAUCUGGCUGGAAUAGAUGUCACCAUAGUCAAGACAGACUUUGAAGGCCAAGCCAAGAAACUCCUGGAACUGAUGGAAAAAACAGAUCUGAUAAUUGUUGCUGGCGGAGAUGGAACUCUGCAAGAAGUUAUUACAGGACUCCUCCGCAGAGCUGAUCAGGCUUCCUUCAGUAAGAUUCCCAUUGGUUUCAUCCCACUCGGCGUGACCAACACAUUGAGCCAAAUCUUGUACCCCCAGACUGAAAACAAGGUUCAAAACAUCUCGGAAGCCACACUUGCCAUUCUGAAGGGGGAGACCAUUCCUCUUGAUGUGCUACAAAUAAAAGGAGAACAGGAUCAACCUGUAUUUGCACUGACCGGCCUGCGAUGGGGAAGCUAUCGGGAUGCAGCGGGAACAUCUACAAAAUAUUGGUAUUUGGGGCCAUUGAAGACCAGGGCAGCUCAUCUCUUCAGCACACUGAAGGAAUGGCCCCAGAGACAUCAGGCCUCCAUCUCGUUCUUGGGACCCACUGAGCGCCCUCCAGAGGAACCAGAGGAAAAGCCAGUACGCCCAAAUCUACUUGUUAGAAUAUACAGAAGGCUUGCCAACUACUGGUCGCCCCCAAAAAUUGAGAUUCCUGUGGAAGAGCCUCCUGAGCAGUGGGAAGAGGUUCAGCUAUCAGCAGUUGAGCUGACCAUCGGCACCCAGAACUACCCUCCAGACUUAACACGUUCUCUGGACUCCAUGAGUAUUUGCAUUGAACCCGACACCAUCAGCAAGUCCGAAUUCAUUCGUUUUGGCAUUGAGAAGAUUAAAGAUCCCCUGCAGUGCCCUAAAGAUUCUCAGAAGCUCCACGCCAGCCGCUGCAACAUUCAGCUUCCGCAGGGAACAGAAGGCCAUUUCAGUAUAGACUCUGAAGAGUAUGAAGCCAUGACUGUAGAGGUGACACUUCUGCCAAGAAAGUUGCGUUUCCUUUGCCAUCCAUCCCAAAAAGAACAGUUGACCCAGACUGCAGCGCCGGCCUAAUUAUUUAAAAUAUGUUUGUCUAUACAUCCACCACUACUAAGCUGAGAUCCAAGGUUUCUUCGGGCUUUUAACCAGGAGCAUGGGAGUCACCGAGAUGAAGAAUACCUGAAAUGUAUUCAUUGCCAUAGUAGUCAUGCAAACCCAUGACUUACUCCAUAUGCUGUGACUUGUAGUUUACUGCAUGCAUGUCCUAAUGUUGGCCAUUCUCAGUUGUGUCCUCUGGGCCAUCUAUAAAUUCCAUUUGUGUAUACCAGAGCAAAUGACAAAUUUCUUGCCAUGUAACAAGUUUACUUGAGGGGAAAAUAAAUGUAACUAUUAAAACAUU